Brassica oleracea var. oleracea is the source of this 1098-nucleotide messenger RNA. RefSeq names its product 14-3-3-like protein GF14 omega. NCBI's taxonomy places the organism in Eukaryota, Viridiplantae, Streptophyta, Magnoliopsida, Brassicales, Brassicaceae. The transcript has 4 exons. Gene Ontology annotation, cellular component: cytoplasm. Bases 93 to 875 code for a protein of 260 amino acids. The record is from RefSeq and is a predicted model, not a curated record. Gene Ontology annotation, biological process: signal transduction.
CUUGCUCGCUUUUAACAACCUACAGAAACUGCUCUCCGAUCUGAGAUAACUCCCGUAGUCCGCCUUUAGAUCCACCGUUCAAAGCAGUUACAAUGGCGGUUCCGUCGCGGGAGGAUCUUGUAUACAUGGCUAAGCUUGCGGAGCAGGCGGAGAGGUACGAAGAGAUGGUCCAAUUCAUGGAGAAAGUCUCCGCCGCAACAGAUGGUAGCGAGCUCACAAUCGAGGAGCGAAACCUCCUCUCCGUCGCCUACAAGAACCUGAUCGGCGCUCGCCGCGCCUCGUGGAGAAUCAUCUCUUCGAUCGAGCAGAAAGAGGAGAGCCGCGGCAACGUCGAGCGCGUCAAAACGAUCCGUGACUACAAGGCUAAGAUCGAAUCGGAGCUCUCGGGGAUCUGCGACGGAAUCCUAAAGCUGCUCGACUCUACGCUCGUCCCUUCCGCUGCUUCCGAGGAAUCCAAGGUCUUCUACCUCAAGAUGAAAGGUGACUACUACAGGUACUUGGCCGAGUUCAAAAUCGGUAAAGAGAGAGACGCCGCCGCGGAUAACACCCUCGCCGCUUACGAAUCUGCUCAGGACAAUGCUAAGGGGCUUGCUUCAACUCACCCUAUCCGUCUUGGUUUGGCUUUGAACUUCUCUGUGUUCUAUUACGAGAUCCUUGAGUCUCCUGACCGUGCCUGCAACCUCGCUAAAACGGCUUUUGAUGCUGCUAUUGCUGAGUUAGACACUCUAGGGGAAGAGUCAUACAAGGAUAGCACUUUGAUCAUUCAGCUUCUCCGUGACAACCUCGCUCUCUGGACAUCUGACAUGCAGGAUGAAUCUGCAGACGAGAUCAAGGAAGCAGCUGCAGCUCCGAAGCCAACAGAAGAGCAGAAGUGAAGAAUCUUGGUGUGAAAUGGUUCUGCUAGUGUUAGGGAUUGAAAUCAUUUUCUUCGUCAAUAAUCAUAUUGUCUCUAAUCAAAGAGAUGAGUCUCUCUCUUUCUUCCAUGUUGAAGUACAUUAUUACUCUUAUAUCUCCUUUUGCGUUACCCUUUCGAAUCGAUGUUAAGUCGUAUUCCGAGUUAAAAGGGAAAAUAAUCUAAAUAACCUCCUAUGAAAUUUG